Messenger RNA from Polyodon spathula (Mississippi paddlefish), 1503 nucleotides. RefSeq names its product probable G-protein coupled receptor 173. Gene Ontology annotation, biological process: G protein-coupled receptor signaling pathway. Bases 388 to 1503 code for a protein of 371 amino acids. The record is from RefSeq and is a predicted model, not a curated record. Gene Ontology annotation, cellular component: plasma membrane. Gene Ontology annotation, molecular function: G protein-coupled receptor activity. Lineage: Eukaryota; Metazoa; Chordata; Actinopteri; Acipenseriformes; Polyodontidae. The transcript has a single exon.
AUAAUAGAAUCGCGUGAGGACUACCUGUAUUUUAAAACGAGGUACGGCGUGGUCAACCGAUUUCAAUUUUUACAUGGACAUAAUUUCAUAAUGAAGAAGAAUAAAAAAACGUAUGGAAUGUUCAUUUGGGGUUUUGUGAGAGGAAGAUAAGGGAGUCAUUUUUUUUGUGAGCUAAUUGUAACAAUGCGCUGGACUCCGGUUUGUAAUGGAACAGACCCUAAAUACAUGGAGAAUAUAAAUGUUUAGACAGCCCCAACAAUGACGAACGAUGUUACACAGACUGGCUAAACAUUCGUUUUAUAUUAAUACACGAAUGGAAUAAAACGGCGUUCUUGUUAUAACUGGGAUGAUAGAGUCUGUGCGAUUGUUAAUUGUUUGGCUGCAUAGAUGGCGAACGCAAGUGAGGUUGGAGAAAGGAACACUUCGCUUCAAAAUUAUGCCUUUACAUCUUCUGCUGUGAAGCUGGCAUCCCUCGGGUUGAUUAUCUGUAUUAGUCUGGCAGGGAAUCUGGUUCUUUGUUUCCUCAUAUUAAGAGACCGAAGCUUGCAUCGGGCUCCUUAUUACUUUCUCCUGGAUCUCUGUCUGGCUGAUAUAAUAAGGUCUUUUGUAUGCUUUCCUUUUGUGAUGAUAUCCAUCAACAGUGGUUCAAGCUGGAGCUAUAGCAUAAUUAGCUGCAAGAUCAUUGCAUUUGUGGCUGUUCUUUUCUGUUUCCACGCUGCAUUUAUGCACUUUUGCAUCAGUGUAACUAGAUACAUGGCUAUUGCACAUCAUAGGUUUUAUUCCAAAAGGAUGACUCACUGGACCUGUGUGGCUGUCAUCUGUAUGGUUUGGACCCUCUCUGUAGCAAUGGCAUUCCCUCCUGUGUUUGAUGUGGGCACUUACAAAUUUAUCCGGGAGGAAGAGCAGUGCAUUUUCGAGCAUCGCUAUGUUAAAGCCAACGACACCUUGGGGUUCAUGUUGAUGCUGGCAGUCAUAAUAGGUACCACACAUGUGGUGUACCUUAAAAUGCUCUUCUUUGUUUAUAACCAUCGUAAAAUGAAACCUGCUCAGUUAAUUCCUGCAAUAAGCCAAAACUGGACCUUCCACGGACCGGGGGCCACUGGGCAAGCAGCUGCCAACUGGAUAGCAGGUUUCGGACGAGGUCCGACACCGCCAACAUUGGUGGGCAUCAGACAGGCUACCCACAAUCAAAACAAGAGGCUUUUGGUCCUGGAGGAAUUCAAGACGGAAAAAAGGAUCAGCAGGAUGUUCUAUAUGAUUACCCUUAUUUUCUUGCUGCUUUGGUCUCCAUAUAUCAUAGCCUGCUACGUUAGAGUGUUUGUUAAAACGAAUAGCGUACCACAGGUCUAUCUCACGGCCGCUGUGUGGAUGACAUUCGCACAGGCAGGUAUUAAUCCCAUUCUGUGUUUUAUACUUAACAAAGAGUUAAGACUUUGUUUCAGAACCCAUUUCCCCUGCUGUCUGAGCACACAAACAACAAUGGAGCCAUAUUAUGUUAUAUAA